AUGUCAUUGUGCCCAUGCGAACCCACACCCACAUUCGGUGCUUUUGAUCAACAGCGAGAGCCUGCAGCUAGCGUCAACCAUUCGACACCUGUGCCUGGCCGAAUCAAAGGCCAAAACAUCCAUCUCGCCCCCUCAUUGGCCAAGCCCCAGCGCCUGCAACUUCUCGUCCCACAGAAAAGCUCUCCUGGCCACAGCAAACUCAAAUGCUCACAACCCUGCCAGUUCCACACGCUGCCUGUUGGCUGUCGAUCACCGGUACAGUCCGAAGCUGCCCUCGAUCAUCCCGUCGGCCUCCACCCACUGCAACCUGCCGCUGAGACAAACGCUUCGAGCAGUCCUGCAGUCAGCAACACCCUCGUCCCCCUCAUCCCCUCAUCCCCUCUUCUCCUCUCUUCCCGCAAUCUUAUUCCCGAUUCCACCUUUUCCAUUGGCGCCAAUGACGUCUCCCGUUUCCCGACUAAGAAAACAUGGCUAGUCAGGAGCACGUCUGAAACUUUGGCCGUAACAGAAAGAAAGCAUCUAGAAACUUCCUUGCAUCUAGCGCAUGGAACGGCUCUCCCGCAUCCCGACGACACAUAG
Bipolaris oryzae ATCC 44560 is the source of this 579-nucleotide messenger RNA. RefSeq lists its product as uncharacterized. The coding region runs from base 1 to 579 and encodes 192 amino acids. Lineage: Eukaryota; Fungi; Ascomycota; Dothideomycetes; Pleosporales; Pleosporaceae. The record is from RefSeq and is a predicted model, not a curated record. The transcript has 3 exons.